AGGUGCGGCAACACGGCAAGAGCAAAUGGCUUUUAGCCGUAUUUGGACGACGACAGACAUCGCACGCAAUGUCAGAACACACCUGGAGGCAUUACAGUCAUGGCAGCGUGCCGCCCAACGCCGUGGUUGCCGGCCAUGACUCGGACGGGGAUACCAUUUACAUUGGGCGCGCCUUCUACUGCAACGACCUGCUGCCGGCCAAGGUGAUACCGAACAAAGGCAAGGCCUAUGUGGCGUAUGCGCGUCAGGAGGUGGAGCUGGACAGCUAUGAGGUGCUCAGCGGUCACAAUUACGAGUGGCUGCCAGCCGAGAACGGCGCUGUGCCGCCCAGCGCCGUCAAAGUGGGUCGCAACGUUGAUGGUGAGGAUCUGUAUGCUGGUCGCGGCUAUCAUGCCGGCAGUUUGACCGUGGGCAAGGUGCAUCCCUCGCACGGCUGCCUGUAUAUACCCUAUGACUCCGAUGAGGUGAAGAUCUUUGCGUACGAGGUGCUCUCACAGCCGGAACGCUGGAUCGACACGACCGCCUCGAACAUACCCCCGGGCGCAGUUCUGGGUGGCCACGACUCCAACGGCGAUGCCAUCUAUGUGGGUCGCGUCUUCCGUAAUGGCGAUCUGCUGCCCGCCAAGGUGGUGCCGGCCAAGGGUACCGCCUAUGCUGCCUACGCCCAAGCCGAGCACGAGGUGACCGAUGUGCAGGUGCUAGUCGGCGCCGGAUUCCAAUGGAUACCCGCCUCCCAUGGCAAUGUAGUGCCCAAUGCGGUGGCCUCCGGUCCCAAUGUCGACGGCGAAACGCUCUAUGUGGGCCGUGCCAAUUACUGUGAAAGUUUAACCGUUGGCAAGAUCCAUCCCUCGCACGGCUGUAUCUACAUACCCUUUGGCGGCGAGGAGGUCAAGCUGGAGUUCUACGAGGUCCUAGUGCGCACAUAGUCAAUACACAUACAUACAUAAUUGUAAACAGAAAUGAAAGGAAAGCAUUUGAUCUUUUCAAAAAAAAAAAGUAGACAUUGCAUGACACGACUA
Molecule: messenger RNA, 1019 nt
Organism: Drosophila virilis
Lineage: Eukaryota; Metazoa; Arthropoda; Insecta; Diptera; Drosophilidae
Source: RefSeq, a predicted model, not a curated record